AUCAUUUCUAUUUCGUAUGGAGAAAUAUUGACUAGGAUAAUUUUGUUUAUUGAUAAUUAUAUCAAGACUCUCGAGAGAGCCUGAAUUUAACGAAAAGUGUGAGAGAUUUAAAAUAUAGUUUUUCUUUUUUAUGUGGAGGGACAAAAUGAUGUCAAUAAGGAACCCGCUUCAUUAUUUUCAUCCAUUUGAGCAAAAAAUUCCAGAUAAGGAGGACUCGCGAAGUAAGCCUAAUAUUUAUGAAAUGUUUUAAUUUAUUGGCAACUGUUUAAAAGAAAAGGUUAUAUCAUGUCAUUACGCACAUGCGGUUAACUGUUUUAGCAUGGGUAGUGAGUAUUGUGAAACUGUGAAAGUGUGCAAUGAAACAGCUGUAUGAGGAUAAGAUAUGCAUUAUGGGCUUAUAGACCUUCGAAAAAUAUUUUUGCCCCCGGCUAAGCCAUGUCGGAUUCAGAAGGAAGUAAUUUUUCGGAUAACGAGAGCGAGCAAGGUAGUCGUCGGCCAAUUAUCCAGAGCGAUAGCGAAGUAGAAAAUCGCUCCGCGAAGAGUGUUUCCAGGUCGCUAUCAAGGUCCAAAUCUAGAUCUAGAUCUAGAUCUAGAUCGAAAUCAAUGUCCCCUACAAGGUCCAGAUCAGUGUCAAGGUCACGAUCUAGGAGUCGCUCAAGAUCAAGGUCGAAAUCUGGUUCUCGUUCUCGUUCGCAUUCUCGGUCCCGUUCUCGCUCCCGUUCUCGUUCCCGUUCUCGAUCAAGAUCACCAUCUGUUGCGGAAGCUGAAGAAGCAAGAUCAGAAGAAGAUGUAGAGCCGGAGGAAGAACCAGAGGGAGAAGAUUUGGACGAUAGCGAAUAUGAUGAGGAAGAAGAUGAAGACGAUGACCGACCAAGAAAGAAGAAAAAGAAGGAAAGGUGCAGUGGUUUUAUCAUUCACGAGGCCGAGGUUGACGAUGAAGUCGAAGAUGAGGACGAGUGGGAAGAAGGUGCCCAGGAAAUUGGAAUCGUGGGUAAUGAAAUUGAUGAACUCGGACCUACGGCUCGAGAAAUUGAAGGAAGGAGAAGAGGCACCAACCUUUGGGAUUCCCAAAAAGAAGAUGAAAUCGAAGAGUAUCUUCGAAAAAAAUAUGCCGACGAAUCCAUGGCUGCACGUCACUUUGGUGAUGGUGGUGAGGAGAUGGGUGAUGAAAUCACGCAACAAACUUUACUUCCUGGUGUGAAAGAUCCAAAUCUCUGGAUGGUGAAAUGCCGCAUUGGUGAAGAAAAAGCAACAGCCCUUUUACUGAUGCGAAAGUUUCUGACAUACCAAUUUUCCGAGGAGCCUCUUCAAAUAAAGUCAGUUGUCGCUCCCGAGAAUGUGAAGGGUUACAUCUACAUCGAGGCGUACAAACAGCCUCACGUCAAAUCUGCAAUCGACAACCCAACCCUGUCCGAAUUGGAGAAAUUUGAGGAAGCGCCUGAAGGAAUUGAUAUUGAAUUGAGUGGGGCACCGGUUACUGGCGUGGCUGGUAAAGAAGAUGCGGCUGUAACGCAUUCUUUCAGCAAUGGCGAUAACGUGGAAGUUUGUGAAGGAGAAUUGAUGAAUCUUCAGGGAAAGAUUGUCUCUAUUGAUGGAAACAUGAUCAUGGUUAUGCCUAAGCACGAGGAACUGAAAGAAGCCCUUGAAUUUCAAGCAAAUGAAUUGCGGAAGUAUUUUACCAUGGGUGACCACGUUAAGGUGCUUGCCGGUCGUUAUGAGGGCGACACAGGGUUGAUAGUGCGCGUGGAGCAGAAUCGGGUAAUUCUUUUCUCAGAUCUUUCAAUGCACGAACUGGAAGUUCUUCCCAGAGAUUUGCAACUUUGUACUGACAUGGCCACCGGAGUCGACAGUAUGGGCCAGUUCCAGUGGGGAGAUCUUGUGCAACUUGAUGCCCAGACGGUCGGAGUGAUCGUUCGACUCGAGCGUGAAAACUUUCACGUGCUUUCUAUGCAUGGAAAGGUUGUGGAGGCCAGACCUCAGGGUCUCACGAAACGUCGGGAAAAUCGACACGCGGUGGCUCUCGAUUCCCAACAAAAUCCUAUCCAGAAAAGAGGUGUGGUGACGGUAAUCGACGGUCCUUACUCAGGACUUGGUGGAGAAAUUAAGCAUCUCUACAGAAGUUUUGCAUUUUUGCACUCGAGGAAAUAUGUUGAUAAUGGAGGUAUCUUUGUUUGUAAAACUAGGCACUUGGAGCUCGUUGGUGGAAACAAAGCUGCGGCCUCAUCGUCGAUACCAUCUUCGUCGGUGUUAAUGUCGCCAUCCAUCGCUUCUCCGGUACAUCCGAGUGGUGGUUUUGGAAGAGGUGCAGGUGGUGGCAGGGGAAGAGGUCGAGGAGGAGGACCUGGAGGAGGAGCUGCAAAACGUGAUCGAGAACUAAUCGGUACCACGAUCAAGAUCACUGGAGGAUCUUACAAAGGAAACGUCGGUAUCGUCAAGGACGCGACGGAGACUACUGCCAGGAUUGAACUCCAUUCAUCCUGUCAGACAAUUUCUGUUGACAGGUCUCACAUUGCCAAUGUGGGAAUCCCCUCAAAAGAAGGUGGAUUCAGCAGCUACAGCAGAACUCCAGCUUACGCUACUGGAAAUCAAACCCCGAUGUACGGCAGAGACGGUUCCAAGACUCCUAUGCAUGGCUCUCAGACACCUAUGUACGAAACUGGUUCGCGUACGCCUCAUUACGGUUUCAUGACGCUGUCACACGAUUACAAAUUUAACUCCUCGGGAACUGGUUACUCUGCUAGUCCUCAUGGACCUUUUGCCACUCCCUCACCCGCCGGAUACAGUCCCAUGACUCCUGGAGCAGCGAGAAGUCCGUACAAUCCUCAGACUCCUGGAUCCAGUGUAGAUACAGGAGGGUCUGGAUUAUUGGGUUUAGAGUGGUGCACCACAGACAUUGAGAUACGAAUUCGCGACUCCCAUCCAGAUCUUGGUCUUUCGGGGCAAACUGGGGUUAUCAGGGGAAUUUCCGGCGGUAUGUGUGCCAUUUUCUUGCCAGACGAGGAUAGGACCGUGAAUUUAGAAUGCGAUCAACUAGAACCUAUCGUUCCAAAAAGAGGCGAUCAUGUAAAAGUGAUUGUAGGAGAAGAUCGAGAGGCAGUCGGAGUUCUACUGUCAAUCGAUAAUCAGGAGGGUGUUGUAAAAAUAAACAACGAGGAAGUCAAAAUGUUACAGCUUCGAUUCCUCUGUAAAAUGAAAGCCUAAUUUAAUUAGGCUAUAUUUUGUUACCUAACUCUUCCAAACUUUAUUGUUGACUCUAUCACAUUAGUUUUAUAAAUGCAAUUGUUAUUUCGAAUAAAGAAAGAUUUAUUAGGGUUAGUUUGA
Belonocnema kinseyi is the source of this 3321-nucleotide messenger RNA. RefSeq names its product transcription elongation factor SPT5-like. Gene Ontology annotation, molecular function: mRNA binding. Bases 436 to 3201 code for a protein of 921 amino acids. The transcript has 15 exons. Gene Ontology annotation, cellular component: DSIF complex. The record is from RefSeq and is a predicted model, not a curated record. Lineage: Eukaryota; Metazoa; Arthropoda; Insecta; Hymenoptera; Cynipidae. Gene Ontology annotation, biological process: regulation of DNA-templated transcription elongation; transcription elongation by RNA polymerase II; regulation of transcription by RNA polymerase II.